Messenger RNA from Acanthisitta chloris (rifleman), 1132 nucleotides. It is a transcript of the gene DALRD3, whose product is annotated as DALR anticodon binding domain containing 3. The transcript is spliced from 11 exons. NCBI's taxonomy places the organism in Eukaryota, Metazoa, Chordata, Aves, Passeriformes, Acanthisittidae. Gene Ontology annotation, molecular function: arginine-tRNA ligase activity; ATP binding; tRNA binding. The annotation marks the transcript as partial. Gene Ontology annotation, biological process: tRNA C3-cytosine methylation; arginyl-tRNA aminoacylation. The record is from RefSeq and is a predicted model, not a curated record.
GAAGCGCUGCGCCGCUCCCCCUGUGCCACCGCCCGUGAGCAGGGCCCGGGCACGGCUGUGCUGCCCGAGGAUGUCGUCUGCAAAGUGCACCUGAAGAGCUUUGUGGAGCAGCAGGGCUUGGUGGGCUACGACCCCAACCUAGAUGUGCUUCUCGUGACAGAGGGGAUGCUGCAGUCCCUGGCUGAGCUGCAACAAGCUGUUGUGCAGUGCCUGGCUGAAGGCCAAGGCAGCUGCUGCAGCAUUGUGCACGUGGUGAGCUGUGAGGAGGAAUUUCAGCAGCAGCAGAUGGAUCUGCUCUGGAGGAUUUUGGAUCCGGGAGCCCACACAGCUUUGCAGAAACACCUUGUCUGUGGGCCAGUGAAGGUGACCAACCCCUCAUCACCCAUUGGGGCAGACCAGUACUUCCAGCUCCGAAAGCGCCAGAUGUACGAAGCCUCCGUGAUGAAGUAUGGGGAGCUUGCGGAAGAUGAGGCCUGGACAGAGGUGAUUGAUACCUUGACAGUGGCUGCCAUCAGGUUUGAGAUGCUGAGUACUGCUCACCGGAGUCAGAUCACUCUGGACCUGGAAGACAGCAGCAUCUCCACAAAGGGAACCAAGAGUGGAGCCUUUGUGAUGUACAACUGUGCCCGACUGGCCACGCUCUUCGACACGUUCCAGCGGGCUGUGGAGCGGGGCACAUACCCACCUCUGCCACCAGUGUCCAAACUGAACUUCUCCUGCCUCCGGGAAGAGGGUGAAUGGCUCCUACUCUUCAACUAUCUCCUGCCCUUCCCUGAAGUCCUGCAGCAUGCAGCACAGCUGCCCACACCUUCCAAGGGGAUCCGGAUCACAGCCAACACAGAGACAGUGUGCAAGUUCUUGAUCCAGCUCAGCAUGGACUUCAGCUCCUACUACAACCGGGUGCAUGUCCUGGGGGAGCCCUUCCCUCACCUCUUUGACCAGAUGUUUGCCCGCCUCCGGCUGCUGGGAGCAGUGAGGGAAGUGUUCCACAGUGCCCUGGCAACCCUGAACCUCCCUCCUCUCAGCCAGAUCUGAGCCACCCCUGAAGAGCUGUGCUAUGGUGUGACAGACACCUGGACAACAUGCUGUGAGGGGGAGGACAGGUUUCUCCCCAGCAGGGCCAGGGGCUGCC